Molecule: messenger RNA, 3039 nt
Organism: Trichobilharzia szidati
Lineage: Eukaryota; Metazoa; Platyhelminthes; Trematoda; Strigeidida; Schistosomatidae
Source: the annotation of a GenBank genome assembly
ACUUGAUGAACAUAAUCCGCCACCUGAAAUAAAAAGAAGUGAGAAUUUGGAGGAUAAUUAACAAGAUGGAAUUAAUUGAGAAACAACUUACAGAGGCUUUAAAAAGAAUGAAGAACAAUCAUCUCAUUCGUGAAGAAUUAUACGAAAAGAUCAGACCAACAGGAUCUUUAAUACCAAGACUUUACGGUCUACCGAAAAUACACAAAGCUGCCCUUCCACUCCGCCCUAUCUUGGAUAUGUCUGGAUCGCCCUAUCAUUCAGUAGCUGGAUGGCUAGCUGAAAUCAUUGAACCUGUCAGGGAACAGCUAUCUAAUCAUUCCCUUCGGGACACCUUCCAAUUUGUUGAAUGUAUACAGGAUAUAAAUGCGUCGAAUAAACAUAUGUUGUCUUUGGAUGUAGAAUCCCUAUUCACGAACGUUCCACUGACAGAAACUAUAUGUUUUAUAUGCAAAUAUAUAGAAGACAACAAAUUGAAUAUAGGUAUACCCACUACAGAUCUGAAAGAACUACUUCUGAGAUGUACAUUGAAUGUACAGUUUACUUUCAAUGAAGCAAUCUACAGACAGAAGAAUGGUACUGCAAUGGGUUCUCCCUUGGGUCCUCUCCUUGCAGACUGUUUUACGUCCAGUCUACAAAAUGAUCAGCUGAAGUCUAUAAUCCAAAGCUUUCAAACGUAUAAAAGGUAUGCAGAUGACACCUUUAUUAUUUGUAAUAGUGAUUGUAACUUGAAUAAUAUAUUAGAUGUAUUUAAUGGUUGCCGUCCGGCGAUAAAAUUCACACUUGAAAUGGAGAACGAGUCUAGCAUUCAUUUCCUCGAUGUGAACUUAUCAAAAAGGACCGAUGGAACUCUGAAGAGAUCGAUUUAUCGUAAGCUGUCAUGGAAUGGUCAACAGACAAAUUUCUACAGCUGGGUACCCAUUGGUCGAAAACGAAACCUGGUCCGGUCGCUUGCCACUCGUAUUCGGCGCAUAUGUAGCCCUGAUACUGUGGAAGAUGAGUUAUACGUCUUGAAGAAAAUCCUAAUAGAAAAUGGAUUUCCACCACGUUUUAUAGAUAAGAAUAUACAUUCAAAUCCUAAAAAACGUGACUCAUCAUCCAUACCCAAGAAAAUACUUUACAUGAGCUUGGAAUUCAAAGGUGACUUAGCUUCCGAAAUCAUGAAAAAAACAUUCCCUGCUGCAUCUUUGAGAAUAGCCUUUACUAGUCUACCAUUAUUGUUCAAUAACCUGAAGAAAAAGAUCCCGCUGUUGACCAACUCUGUGUGUGUUUAUCAAUUCACCUGCUCGUGUGGAGCUGGGUAUAUCGGUCGUUCGACAGCAGUUUUGUCCAAGAGGGUGCAAGAACACUAUCCUGCAUGGUUACGAAAAGGUGGAAGUGAAGCAAUAAGAAGCGCGAUCAUUGAACAUCUGGUCGAUAAUGAUCACCCUAUCUCUAUAGCCUCCACCUUCAAAGUCAAAGGGAAAGAGUAAUGUACCCAAAUCCCUACGUACCCGACUCAUCCGUAUUGCUGAAGCUUUGGCCAUCGAAACAGAAAAGCCAGAUCUCUGUGUACAGAAAAAGUUCGUUCAACCCCUCCAACUUUUAUGGUUUUAACCCCUCUACGCUAAAGUAUGUUAAUCCCCAAUCAUGUUUUGGCUCUACGAAUUUUUCAUUUUUGUCUAUUCAAUUUGUAUACUCUUCCUUAUUAAGUCAAUUGUUACUAUCACUAUUCUCACUUUGAACUGUCCCCGGUAUUAUUUCACUUGCUCCUCUUGUCAUUCUAAAUCAAUUCCUUUAUGCAACAUUAAAUUCUAUGCUAUUAAAUUUCACAAAAUAAUACGUAACGUUUUUAUUUUAUUCGAUUUGUCUACUAAUCUUAUAAUUACACACCCUCUUUCAAGUUCUAUCCAUCCUAUGAUUUAUUCUAUAUACGACAUUAAUUUGCUUUGCCACUUGACAUUUAACUACGAUUAUAAUCACAAACAUUUUAGUUUUAAUUGCAUUCCAUUUUAUUAUUAUUAUUUUAUGCAAUCACACCUAUGUUUCAAUUCCCUUGCCGGAUAUAACUUCUUAAAAAUCAUAUUUAUACGAUUGUACAGCUUGAUGAUAAAUUCGUUGAAAAGAGUCUCUUCGCUGAAUCAUUUGUUUUGAUUUUCUGUAAAUUAACAAGUCAGCAGUCGAUUAGUUCACAGAAAUAGGGAAUAACAUCGCUACUGAAACGAUAUAUUCAGUCCGUUCUACUUUUCAUAUCUAAAGCGUUGAAAUAUAUUCUCUCUUACUCAAAAAUAGUAAAUCUGUGCAAACUGAACAGUUAAAUGUGAGUAUUGUGGGAAAUCUGUCCACUCAGUUUGCGCCAUUUUUCAGUUGAAUGUAGAAUUCAAUUAUACCUCCUUCUUCAUCCAUAUUAUUAGGUCAGAUAUAGUGAAACCAUUUAAUGACUGACGUCUGCUCAUAGCGCUUAAUGCAUCCAAUCAAAUUGGCUAAUUAUAUAUGCAACAUACGUGAACAAGUAUUAGUCUAUUAGUUGGCUGUUGUCAUAGCACAUAGUUUAACUGCUUCAAACAAAAUAUAUACUUACAGAAUUUUGAAGCACACUCGUCUGCAAUAAAGGUGAAUAACCAGUUAUCAGCCUUUUGAGAGAAACGUUUGUUGAAUUAACACAGAACCAUUCAAUAACCUGAAAUACCUCUUUGUUACAAAAAAAAUAAAAAUCCUUGAAUGAUAUGGCUCUACGAUAAGAAUUGAUAUCCUAAUAUCUCUAUUUUAUUUCCACGCUCAGUGUAGUACUGUGUUUCUCCAUCCCCGGUUUCUAUUAGGCAUAAGCAUUGGAAUUAUGUGGUUCUGAAAGAAUAGUUCUCAUCGCCACCAUAAACUGUCUAACUCCCUCUAUGCAUUUAUCACUUGGUUUGACUUUUCAGCAUUUCUUUAGAUGUUAGAGGCAAGUACUUACUGUCAGACGAUAAAAUGAAGCUUAAUUUAAGUUACUUCAAACUGUUAACAAAGGUUUUGUUUUCUGAAUUCAUAAUUUGAACUUACGUGCUCCUAUGCAUAUUUUUGCAC